Molecule: messenger RNA, 1000 nt
Organism: Labrus bergylta (ballan wrasse)
Lineage: Eukaryota; Metazoa; Chordata; Actinopteri; Labriformes; Labridae
Gene: ostc
Product: oligosaccharyltransferase complex subunit
Cellular component (GO): oligosaccharyltransferase complex
Source: RefSeq, a predicted model, not a curated record
AAAAAUUACUUCCGGGACACGUCAACAAAGUCGCGUCGCAGGCAGAUCUCAGUCACUGCUUUCUUCUACAGAUCAUGGAGACUUUAUACAGUGUACCGUUCACCGUGCUGGAGUGUCCAAAUGUAAAACUGAAGAAACCAUCAUGGCUACACAUGCCGUCGGCUAUGACUGUGUACGCGGCUGUGAUUGUGUCCUACUUUCUCAUCACAGGAGGUAUCAUCUAUGACGUCAUUGUGGAGCCACCAAGUGUGGGCUCAAUGACUGAUGAACAUGGACACCAGAGGCCGGUUGCCUUUUUGGCCUACAGAGUGAAUGGGCAGUACAUCAUGGAAGGACUGGCUUCCAGUUUCCUCUUCACAAUGGGAGGCCUGGGCUUCAUAAUCCUGGACCGCUCGAACGCGCCAAACAUUCCCAAACUUAACCGCUUCCUGUUGCUCUUCAUCGGGUUCGUCAGCGUCCUCCUCAGCUUCUUCAUGGCCCGAGUGUUCAUGCGCAUGAAGCUGCCUGGAUACCUGAUGGGCUAAAGACAACACGAGCACACUCGGUAUACUAUGGAUGGACAUUGGUCGUCAAAUUCUUGAGGGCCAAACAGGCAAUUCAACCAAAAUUCUGGAUAAACAUGACCUGUGAUUAAAAUCUACAACCAUAAAGGACUAACAGCACUGACGUUGUUUGAGAAAUUCGACCUGGCUGCGUCUCAUUGGUGUUCAGUGGCUUGCUUUUCUCUCCUUUCUCAACGAGCUGAUCUAGCAGAUGCCCAUAUUCAAAGCCAACGUUUAUUCAGAUUAAACACUAUACUUCGUUGAAGUAUUAAAAAAGGAAAGGAAGUUACUGAACACUAGUGGUGUGGAGCUACUUGUUUGGAAAUUAGAAUUAGCACUGUGUGAAUCAGUUGGAGGAGAGUCUGAAUGUUUCAGUUAUAUGUUUUGUAAAGAAAUCCUUGAUCUUGUCACAGUUGCAUUUUUGUACAACGGUGUGAAAUAAACCUUUUCAGAGCCUC